Molecule: messenger RNA, 1251 nt
Organism: Pseudonaja textilis
Lineage: Eukaryota; Metazoa; Chordata; Lepidosauria; Squamata; Elapidae
Gene: CRYGS
Product: crystallin gamma S
Biological process (GO): visual perception; lens development in camera-type eye
Molecular function (GO): structural constituent of eye lens
Source: RefSeq, a predicted model, not a curated record
AAGUUUGCAAACAGCUAGGAAGAUACAGUACUUUACUCAAUGGAAAGUGUAUUACUUCAGUUAAACUCUUGCUCCAUAGAAUAAUAGCUCACCAGGCUACUUUCCUCAUUCAUGCAUGGUUCCCAUGUUUUCUGGCAUUAUGUUCCACUAGGCUUCCUUUAGUUGAAUCCAUUAUUAUAUGUAAUCAAAAUGGGGAACUAUUACCAUCACUCAAUAAGAGCUGCAAGCACUUUUUAUUUUGAGUAUUUUUGACAGGAGUUUGGAGUUCUGACUCAGCAAUGCAUUCACAAGCCUAAUGCAUUAGAAUGAGGAAAAAUAAAGGGAGAAAUGAAGCAGUGAGGCUUGCUUUUAUUUUAUAAUCCUCUUUGUUUUUCUAGAACUUCUGAAUAGCCCCAGAAUCACUGAGUCAAUUUUGGAAUCCCAUUUUCAUGACAAAGCAAACAUUUAUCCUAAAAAAUGAGCCCAUUAUAAAACAAGACUUCCUGGUUUCAGCUCUUGCCGUUACUUCUAGUCUCUUUUCUUUAGAAAUACGGCAUCCAGCAUUGAUCAUGUUUAAAACUGGAAGCAGGAUUACUUUCUAUGAAGGCAAGAAUUUCCAAGGAUGCCGCUAUGAGUCUGAUAGGGAUUGUUUGGAUUUCCACACUGACUUGAGCCAUUGCAAUUCCAUCCGUGUAGAAAAUGGUGUCUGGGUUGUUUAUGAGCAGCCAAAUUUUGCAGGAAACAUGUAUGUUUUAACCCAUGGAGAAUAUCCUGAAUAUCACUGCUGGAUGGGUCAAAAUGAUAGAGUCAGCUCCUGCAAAUCCAUUCAGUUGACUGGUGGAGACAAAUAUCAGAUCCAGCUCUUUGAGAAGGGUGACUUUAAUGGUCAAAUGCAUGAAUCUGCAGAGGAUUGCCCUUCUGUGAUGGAGAAGUUUCACCUGCCAGAAAUUCAUUCUUGCAAAGUUCUGGAUGGGGCAUGGAUUUUCUACGAACAUCCCAACUUCCGUGGCAAGCAGUAUUUCUUGGAGAGAGGGGAAUACAGUAAACCCACAGAGUGGGGAGCAGCAACCCCACUGGUCCAGUCCUUCCGCCAUAUUGCAGAAUAAUAAAUAGCAUGGAGUCUGAAACUGAUAUGAUAGAGACUUGAUGCCAUACUUGUGGGCUUCAUGAUACCUGUCAUUAUUCGUGGUAUAUGUGUCCCUUUGAGUGAUCCUUUAAAGGAGAUGACUAAUCUCUGCACUGCUAUUUUGGAAAGAUAAUUAAAUUUAUUUA